Messenger RNA from Colletotrichum godetiae, 288 nucleotides. RefSeq lists its product as uncharacterized. Bases 1 to 288 code for a protein of 95 amino acids. Gene Ontology annotation, molecular function: endopeptidase inhibitor activity. The transcript is spliced from 2 exons. Gene Ontology annotation, biological process: vacuole fusion, non-autophagic. The record is from RefSeq and is a predicted model, not a curated record. NCBI's taxonomy places the organism in Eukaryota, Fungi, Ascomycota, Sordariomycetes, Glomerellales, Glomerellaceae.
AUGAGACCCUCCACCUUCCUCGUCGCUGCUCUGUCUAUCGUCCCCGGUGUUCUCGCCGUCGACCAGAUGAAGUCCGUCAUCGUCUGGGCCAAUUCCGAUUCCGUCGGUGACGAUAUCAUCCAGAAGGCAAAACAAUCCAUCAUCGAUGCCGGUGGCCAGAUCACCCACACCUAUUCUCUGAUUAGGGGAUUCGCCGCCGUCACACCCGCCAAGGUCCUCGAAUCCGUUCAAGCCUUCAGUGAAAGCCUCACAAUCGAAGAGGACCACACUGUCACCAACUCCGUAUAG